Molecule: messenger RNA, 1849 nt
Organism: Hippoglossus stenolepis (Pacific halibut)
Lineage: Eukaryota; Metazoa; Chordata; Actinopteri; Pleuronectiformes; Pleuronectidae
Gene: ccnb2
Product: cyclin B2
Exons: 8
Coding region: 136-1320 (394 amino acids)
Biological process (GO): regulation of cyclin-dependent protein serine/threonine kinase activity; mitotic cell cycle phase transition
Cellular component (GO): cyclin-dependent protein kinase holoenzyme complex; cytoplasm; nucleus
Molecular function (GO): cyclin-dependent protein serine/threonine kinase regulator activity
Source: RefSeq, a predicted model, not a curated record
CAAUCAGCUUCGACGGGGCGCUAUUUGAAAGCAGCCCGGUUGUUUACCUGCACGGUGUCUCGUGUCGGUGAAUCUGGUCGGUUGUUGUCGUUGAAUCUGAGCCAAUCCCCUUGUGUCGGUCCUCUCGUCAGUAGCAUGUCGUCAGUGGAGCUCCGAGCUGCGCUGCCCGCCGCGGACAACCCGCUGAAGAUGGGUAAACCCGCCGCCGCGGGGCCCCGGAGGAGAGGGGCCCUCGGAGAGAUCACCAACUUCCCCGGAGACAACGUCACCACGAAGAGGAUGGGAGCAGCCAAAGCAUCGGCCAAACCCUCUUGUGCCGUAAAGGCCAGACCUGCCGUGGUCCGGCCGGUUCCUCCGGUGGUUCAGGUCCAAGCGCCUGCACAUCCGGUCCCCUCGGUCCCAGAGGAGCCGGCUGACGUGUCCAUGAAGGAGGAGCAGGAGCUGUGCCGAGCCUUCUCCGAGCAGCUGCUCUCUGUGCAGGACGUGGACGAGCAGGACGCCGAUCAGCCGCAGCUCUGCUCACAAUACGUCAAAGAUAUCUACACAUAUCUGCACGUCCUGGAGGUGGAGCAGGCUGUUCACGCUAACUACAUGCAGGGCUAUGAGAUCACGGAACGCAUGCGCGCUCUUCUCAUCGACUGGCUGGUCCAGGUUCACUCCAGGUUCCAGCUGCUGCAGGAGACUCUGUAUCUCACUGUCGCCGUCCUGGAUCGUUUCCUGCAGGUCCAGCCCGUCUCUCGCAGGAAGCUGCAGCUUGUUGGCGUGACCUCCAUGCUGGUGGCCUGUAAAUAUGAGGAGAUGUUCGCUCCUGAGGUCGGAGACUUUGCCUACAUCACAGACAACGCUUUUACCAAGGCUCAGAUUCUGGAGAUGGAGCAGCUGGUUCUGAGGCGCCUCAACUUCCAGCUGGGACGUCCUCUUCCUCUGCACUUCCUCAGACGGGCUUCGAAGGUGGCGCAGUCGGACGUGGAGGGACACACUCUGGCCAAGUAUCUGAUGGAGCUGACCCUCCUCGACUACGACAUGGUGCACUACCGUCCCUCUGAGGUGGCUGCUGCCGCCCUGUGUCUCUCUCAGCUGCUGCUCGAGGGGCUGACGUGGUCUCCUGCCCAGCAGCACUACUCCACUUACGACGAGGCCCACCUGAAGCCCGUCAUGCAGCACAUCGCCAAAAAUGUAGUGACCGUAAACGAAGGAAAAACUAAGUUCCAGGCCGUGAAGACCAAGUUCUCCAGCAGCAAACUGAUGAAGAUCAGCCUCAUUCCUCAGCUCAAGUCAUCGACCAUCAAGAACAUGGCGGCUUCUCUGCUCGACCCCUGAGGACAGCGUGCACUUUAUUUUAGUUUGAUUGUUAUAGAUUUUAAUAAAAUGUUUUUAUCUUUUUUUUUUUUUUUUAACAGCAUCGUUUGUUCAGAGUUUUUGCUGCGAAGCUUCUGCGACGGUUGGUUUUGUUGCAGAAUUUGUUUUUUUUUGUUCAAUGUGUGAAGUCUUUUGAGGUUCUGAGAUAAAACCUGACUUCAGGAAACUGACACUAACGAUCUGGAGGCUCUUUCCUGGUGACGCAUUUCCCCUGAAACAUUUGCUUGGUACGGUUUUUCUCCACCGGAUGUUUGGUGGCCUGACUCGUUCUUCACUCAACAGGCCGACUGUCUUUAUUGAUCCAGGAUGACUUUGGACUGAGCCGAGAUCUGGAGCUUUGUACCCACUGUUCAUGUUUCUACCUCAGCGAGUCAAGAAAAGACCUUUUCUGACCGGGACCCUGAUCUGGCCAAAAACCAGAAGAUGUGUCUUUUUCAAUUUGUGCAAUAUUGUUCUCUUGUUGGAAUAAAUCUUAAUUUAAUUAAUUGAA